AUGCAUGCGUAGGAAAAUCAAAUUAUUUAAGAAAGCAUUGGCACUUGGACUAAAAUGAUAAAUGUAGGCAAACAGAAUAUUAUAAUUUUUAUACUAAUAGAAAAUUGGAAAAAUAAUGAAUAUAAAUAAAAAGUAGAUAGAGUUAUGUUUAAAAAUGAAAAAAGGAAGAAUGAAAGGUCAAGCAAAGACUCAGACUCAGACAUAGAAAGAGAAAGGGAAAUAGAUUAUGCUUCAGAGAAUAUCUCCUUAUAUUAGGCCAAUGUGAUUUUAUUAGAACCAAUAAUCAUUGAUAAGAAUUAUUUAGAGAAGGAUAUUGUAGCAGUGUUAGGAAAUUUAGUUAUUGAAUUAACUGACUUCACAUUAUUCGAAUAUAAUUCUAGACUACCAAUUGAAUCAAAUUGCAUCGUAAAUCAAAGUUAUAGUACAAAAUUAAGCGAGGAGCUAGGGGAAAGAAUAAACAACAAAAAUUUUGGAAUAUUUUUAAAAUUUUCUUGCUCCACUAAAAAUCAAAAUAAAUUAAAGAAAUAAAUUAAAAUUGGGAACGAUGUCAUAAAAUUGUUAAAAGAAUUUAUUAAUCGGCAAACAAUUUCGUCCUCUAAUAAUCUAAUUGAUCAAUUCAUUCAAUAAUUAAAAAAUAUUAAAAGUAGUAAGUGA
Molecule: messenger RNA, 654 nt
Organism: Paramecium tetraurelia
Lineage: Eukaryota; Ciliophora; Oligohymenophorea; Peniculida; Parameciidae
Exons: 2
Source: RefSeq, a predicted model, not a curated record